Penicillium oxalicum is the source of this 624-nucleotide messenger RNA. RefSeq lists its product as uncharacterized. Bases 1 to 624 code for a protein of 207 amino acids. The transcript has a single exon. Lineage: Eukaryota; Fungi; Ascomycota; Eurotiomycetes; Eurotiales; Aspergillaceae. The record is from RefSeq and is a predicted model, not a curated record.
AUGGGCUCGGGAACACGAGCAGUGCACCCCGAAUCUUUCACGCAGCGCAACUCCUUUCCUUCUUCGUGUUUCAACAAUUUUAUCAAGGAGCCGAUCAUGAAUGCACUCCAGCAAUCCACCGUUGGCUUCGCCCUACUUGUCCUAUCCACUUUGCUCCUACAUGCCAUCACUCUGUCCACUACCUCUCGGAUUGAGGAACACUUGAAUCACCCAGAUCAUGUGACUCUCAUUCUCGAUCGUAUCCAAACGCUAUCAGAUGUCGUGGAGAAACUGUACCAAGAAGUCAAAGCUGAGCCGCUGGGCGUCAACAACCCGAUACCCCCCGUGUCCACUCCCCGUACCAGUCUAGAGCAACUAGCCAAGUUCAUUGUCACCUAUGGGCUAAUGAUCACUUGGAUGGGGGGCCUGUACUUAUUCUGGGAUGGCCUAGAGUCCGUCCGCUCCCAUGCGCUCAAGGUCUCCCUUCUCGGCUCCAUGCUUCUGACGGCUAACCUUGGGUUGAUCGUGAUGCUCCUGUUUCUACCAGUAAGCGCGUGGCACUCAUACGUUUCUGGGACGAUUGUUGCGGGCGGCCUAGGCCUUUUUUAUGUUGUGUUUUUUACCAGUGCCACGGAUGAUCUGUGA